UCUGAAUUAGCAUGCUGGUCCCAUAAUUCUUUGUGCACAAACAUAAUUCCCUUCCAUAGAAGUCACCUGGUACAGCAUAUCUGUGUUGACACUCUAUAGAGCAGUUUAUAGCAGCUGGUCAGUUUUGCGCUUCACUCUUAAAGAUGAAUCACACUCCUCCAGCCGAGUGCUGCGCCUUCGAGUCGCCCAUCCUGGACCAGGUUUUGCCUCCAAUACUGAUCAUGGAGUUCAUGUUUGGGCUGAUGGGGAACGUUGUCGCCCUGUGGAUGUUCAUCUUUCACAUGGACGAAUGGAAGCCCAACUCUGUGUACCUGACUCACCUGGCUGUUGCCGACUCCAUCGUGCUGUUCUGCCUGCCUUUCAGGGCCGACUACUACAGGCGUGGAAAGAACUGGGUGCACGGCGAUGCCAUGUGUCGCAUCCUGCUCUUUCUGCUGGCAGCCAACCGUGCGGCAGGGAUUUUCUUCCUCACGGCUGUAGCUGUUGACCGUUACUUCAAGAUUGUCCACCCAAGGAGCUGUAUCAACCGGAUGGGUCUCGGCUACGCUCUCUGGGUCUCCCUUGGCCUCUGGGCUCUGAUUUUUCUUGCCACAGGGUAUCUACUUGCGAAUGAGCACUUCUUCUACAACAGAAACCAAACCCAGUGUGAGAGUUUCAACAUCUGCAUGGGCUUCAGUCCCCUCUCCACCUGGCACAACACUUUCUACGUCACCCAGUUCUUCCUGCCCACCUUAAUCGUCGCUUUCUGCUCCUUCAGAAUUACAUGGCAGUUGAGAGUCAGGACUAUGGACAAGAAGGGGAAAAUCAAACGAGCCGUUCAGUUUGUCUUGGCUGUGGCGUUGAUUUUUAUUAUCUGCUUCUUUCCCAGCACCAUAUCACGCAUUGCUGUCUGGAUCCUCAAGGCAUGGUACGAUGAAUGCAAAUACUUCCAAGAGGCCAACCUGGCAUUUUACACUUCGGUGUGUUUCACAUACUUCAACAGCGUCCUCAACCCUGUGGUGUAUUAUUUCUCGAGCCCUGCCUUCAGCGGCACCUUCAAAAAGCUCCUGAAUAAACUGCUUGGAAGGACAGAGGAAGACCAAGAUCAGAUGGAUUCAACUCAGGGCAACGUUUCCACUGUUGAUAAAAGAAAGAUUUAAAGCUGGUGCGUUUGUUUUCCCUUUUCACUUUGCAGGGGUUCUCUCAUGAAUGCAAAAUGCUUGUUAGAUUCCUGCCUACUGACAUAAUUACAAGUAGGGAUGAGGUUUUGCUGUGGCUUUGAAAAACACAAUUGCCCAACCAAAUAAUAUAAUUAGUGUCUUAAUGCUGCUUGUAUAGGAUUACCAAAAAUCUUCAAGAUUAUGUUUAAUCAAAUUGAUCAUGAGCGAUUAACAAACAAAAAAACAUUUGAUGCAAUGUGAUCUAGUCAAUUAUGCCCUGCUUAUUCUUGUAAAUAUGGAUAUGUGUUUAUGGGCUUUUUUAUUGCUAAGCUAGUUCAAGGCACUUUAUGACAAACAAAUAAUAUUUGAAAUACAAAUCAGUUAAACAGCCAUAGGGAAAUUUGGAUUGAAGUAAAAGUGGUGAUACCACGUUGUAGGAAUAUACUGUUACAAUAAAAGGACAACACGUAAAAGUAAUACUUCUACAGAAUGGACCUUUUCAGAAAGAUGUGUGUUAUAUUGUUUACUUUUAUUACAUUAUUCAUCACUAUGUAUAUCAGAUGGGCUGCUUUUUACCACAAACAUAUACAACUUGGUAGCUUGUAAAUGUCUCCAAUGGAUCAAUAGUAUACUAUUUAUACAAAAUAAUUUAUACAAGUUUUAUCAUUCAUGUUUUGUAUUAUUAAUCUAGUUCAGUAAUGAAGAAAAUGGAAAUACUCAAGUAAUGUACAAUUACCUUAAACUUGUGUUUAAGUAUAGUAGGCUACUUGAUUAAAUGUGCUCAAAGUUAUAGGGCGUAACUAAAUAAAUAUUUUAAAGUAAUUUAAGUACACGAUGUUAUGCCCCUUUUUGUUAUUUACAUGUUGUGGGUCAACAUUGUACUGUUCAGCUAAUGGAAUACAUUUAGGAUGACACUUUAUGGUGGCUUUAGUUGUCUUUUGUCAUUCUCUGUGCACAUAUUUAGCAAAUUCCUUGCCUUUGUUUCCUGUCACAUUUAGUUUUCUUUAAAUAAAUCUAAUUGAUAAUAACCAAUAUAAAUCAAAUGCA
Messenger RNA from Eleginops maclovinus (Patagonian blennie), 2186 nucleotides. RefSeq names its product hydroxycarboxylic acid receptor 3-like. Gene Ontology annotation, biological process: G protein-coupled receptor signaling pathway. The record is from RefSeq and is a predicted model, not a curated record. Gene Ontology annotation, cellular component: membrane. Gene Ontology annotation, molecular function: G protein-coupled receptor activity. NCBI's taxonomy places the organism in Eukaryota, Metazoa, Chordata, Actinopteri, Perciformes, Eleginopidae.